CGCUCAGUGCAGUAACCAGUUAUUCCGAUAAGAGGAAACAAUGUUGGUGUUACUGCUGCUGUCAGUUCUCGGUGCCGCCCGGACUGCGGGAGCUCUCCUGUCUAGCUACUCGCUGCCUCCUGGCGUGACACUUACAGAUGGCGAGGAGUUCGAGUACAUAGUGGUGGGUGCGGGCGCGGCGGGCGCGGUGGUGGCCUCCCGGCUUGCGCUCGCUGGCGCCAACGUGCUUCUUGUGGAAGCAGGUGGAGAUCCAAGUUUCAUCUCCAGGAUACCGGCUGUGGCAAUGGCGCUGAUGGGGUCAGAAAUGGAUUACCGAUACGAGACGAUAUCUAAUAACGUAUCGUGUCUAUCUUCGAAGGACAGAGCAUGUCUGGUCAGCCGCGGCAAGUGUCUCGGAGGUUCCACUAGCAUCAAUCAUAUGAUGUAUAUCCGCGGCAACCGGGAAGACUACGACGCUCUGAACAUCACGGACUGGUCCUGGAGACAUAUGGAGCCUUAUUUUUUGCGUUACGAGGGCUUGCAGGACUUAGAUCAUCUUCCUAUAUCUUCUAUACCGUAUCAUAAUACCACGGGUACUAUGAAGUUAGGAUUUUUCGAAUAUUCUAAUAAUCCAUGGCAUUUGAGAAUCAUUAAUGGAUAUGAAGCGCUUAAUUUCCCUUGUAAUCUUGAUGUCAACGGGGUAUCUCAAAUUGGAGUCUCUCGAAUCAUUGGAUACACAUACAAUAAUGAGCGCAUGAGUACUGCACGAGGAUAUCUCGGAAGAGACGAUGUGAAGAGGAAACUGAAAGUGGCCAAGUACACCAGGUGCACAGGAGUUAUCAUAGACGAUGACAAUGUGGCUCGUGGCAUUACGGUCGUUCAUGGACCUUCUAAUGCUACAUUACGACUCUAUGCGUCACGGGAGGUUAUAUUGAGUGCGGGGGCGCUCGUUACUCCACAGCUGCUUAUGUUGUCGGGCAUCGGUCCUGCUGAUCAUUUAAAUGAAAUGGGUAUACCAGUUCGCGUAGAUCUGCCAGUAGGUAAUAAUAUGACAGAUCAUACGUUGGUGUUAGUUGUUGUUAAGGUAGAAAAAGAAACAAAUUUACUGAGAGGAAUUAUAGAUAGCGCCGGAAAAAUCUUUAGUUUGUUAGCGGAUAUUCUAAUAUCUCGAGGUAGAUCUCUUGGAUCUAUCGGUCUUAAUGACGUGACUACCUUCGUGAACACAUUGUGCUAUGAUUUUGAUAAACGGCAACUCACAAAAAACAGUACGAAGUGUGAGUUGUCGACAACGCAAUUUAUUCAUCAGUACGCAGCUAGAGGUUUGCUUGUAAUCGGGGGACCCAUCCUCAAACAAAGAAUAGGUUUAGCAGCCUCUGUGAUAAAUCAAUUGAGUGAAAUUAAUAAAAAUUAUGCUCUUGUUAUAAUCUCAUCUCUAGUAUUGCAGCCGAAGUCUAGCGGUACAAUACGGUUGGCAAGCGUGGACCCACUUCAAGCGCCUGCCAUUUUCCCUAAUUAUCUAUCGGAUGAACGCGACGUGGAUGAGAUGGUGCGCGGUAUUCAGAUUAUAGAGCAGUUGACCGAGACGCUGGCGUUCAAGACUGCGGGUGCAUCACUGUUGCGGCUGGAGCUGGAGGGCUGCCCCUCCAGCUCGCGAGACUUGACAGCGUACUGGCGCUGCUACGCGCGCCACUUGACGUACUCCACGUUUCAUUCGGUGGGCACGAGCGCGCUGGGCCGCGUGCUGGACACGCGGAUGCGCGUGCGCGGGGUGGCGCGUCUACGCGUGGCCGACGCGGGCGCGCUGCCGCAGCUGCCGCGCGGCAACCCCGCCGCCGCCGUCAUCGCGCUCGGCGAGAGGCUCGCAGACUUCCUUCUAGACAAUAAUGGCGAUUGACGUGUACGUUUGCAAUACUAAACUUGUUAUUUGCUCAGCCGUUAACUGUCUACUAUUAAACAUAACCUUCCCCAUAAGGGAGGUUUUGCCAGUAGUUGCCACGCUUGGUAGGUGGAUUGGCAACCGCAGUUAGGCUUUGAAGAUGUUUUAUGAGGGACAUUGCUGCCAAUCUCUCGCCCUCCCUUAGUCGUCUCUUACGACACCCAUGGGAAAGAAAGGGGUGGUCUAUUCUAUGUCAGGACCACGCGCCUGACACCAUAUAUAUAUAUGAGUGUAUGUGUAGGUAGAUAAGGUAUCUAAAUAAGAACAAUAGAAGCCAUAGCUAUAAUAUUUAUAAAUUGUUUGUUGUCUGUGUGUUGUGCAAAAACUACUAUACUUCUGUCUCUGAAGGUCGUUUGUGAGUUCGCAUGAUAUUUACACAGUAUUUGUUUUUUUAAAGGAAAACAUAUCUAUCUCACUCUAUACACAUAAAUACUAUUAAUAUAAGUUGAUCACACACAGUACACUAUAUAUUAUUUAUUAUGUGGAGGGAAAAAAUAUACGCUGACCUACUUCCAAAAUCCACACGCGAAGUCACCAAAAGUAAGUUGUUGAACAAGUGUUGUGACGGGAUCACGGGAGGAGCAAUAAAAACAAUUCACGUCACGUAAACCGUAUGUUUGAAUCUUAAAUUAUAUAUAUAGAACAUCGAGUCUCAAACACGGGUCAACUUUUUGUCAGCUAAAUGUCAAAUUAAUAUAAUAGUUAUAAAGGAAACACUUAUAACUGUUUAUCACGCAUAAUUGUAUGAAAAAGUUGACCCGUUUUUCUCGAAGCAUUUGUGUGGAAACACUCUAUCUACAUAAUCUAAUAAAAAAUAAAAAUGCAAAUGCGUAUGUUCAGCAGCCGACAGUUAACAAACGAUAUGAUGAUAAUGACGAUGACAAGAAUGUACAUAUAAAAAUCAGCCAGUCAAGCUGUCAGUAAUAAGUAUUUUUAACGGACUUCGAAGAUAGAGCAAGUGCUCUAUUCAGUUAUAUUUUUUAUUUUUUUUACCUCAGAACUUCGUCGUUUACGAGUAUAAACCUGUUUGGAACAUCCUUUUUUUUUUGAAAGAAUACACUUUCAAAUUGGACCCUUAGAAAUUUUUAUCAAAGGCAGCUGAGUUUCCUGAGUUUCUUGCCCGUGCUUCUCAGCGGAAAUUGCAUUCCGAACCGGGUGGUAGAUUCAUAAAAAAUGACUAUUCAAAAAUGCUUAUAAUUAACUUCAUUUGAAUAAAAAAAUAUUUUUAUUUAUUUCAUAAUCGCUUCAAUAGUUUGAUGAGGUUUGUGUGUGUACUAAAAUGUCAAUAAAAUACCUAAAUAUAAAUCGUUCGUCCUGACUGUCUGUCAACGCAAAGCCAAAACUGCUAGAAGUUUAAAAUUUAGAAUUAUAAUGUAAGCAUCCAUUAAGAAAGGAUAUUUGAAUAUUUCAACUUGAGUGCUUUAUUCCUAUUUGAUCUUAGGCCAUAUGGAUGUAGCUUUACCUUUUUCGCUUAUCUACCUAUGCCACAAUGACAAAGAGUAAUCAGGGGUCUACCAUGAAAUGAAAAUCCGAAUUUUCGGACUCAAUUUCGUGUUUCUGUUCAUAAGGAGAUCAACCCAGUAAAUAGAGCCAGUAAAUAUAGUAAAUAAAUAAUAAAUAAAGUAAUACCCAGUAAAUAAUAUCAUAAAUCCUAUUGUAAAAGACCGAAGGAAUGAUUAUUUAUAUUUUUAAACGGUAAGCAUCAUGUAAAUUUAACAUCAAAUUUGUGGUUCGUUCAUAAAUUUCGGGAAACAUUUCAUGGUAGGCCCUCGAUAGUGCAGAAUUGUUUCGUCAAAGAAAAAAGGACGGAAGUUGAUUAUUAAACAGAAUGUAAAUGAAUACUUUUCGUUGUAGAAGUAUAAAUAAGUGUAAAAUAAAAAAGAGUUGCUCGCCAGUUGGUAGGCGUUUUAUUUUUUAUGAC
Molecule: messenger RNA, 3836 nt
Organism: Galleria mellonella (greater wax moth)
Lineage: Eukaryota; Metazoa; Arthropoda; Insecta; Lepidoptera; Pyralidae
Product: glucose dehydrogenase [FAD, quinone]-like
Exons: 4
Coding region: 41-1873 (610 amino acids)
Molecular function (GO): ecdysone oxidase activity; flavin adenine dinucleotide binding
Source: RefSeq, a predicted model, not a curated record